Molecule: messenger RNA, 1497 nt
Organism: Komagataella phaffii GS115
Lineage: Eukaryota; Fungi; Ascomycota; Pichiomycetes; Pichiales; Pichiaceae
Product: Putative ATP-dependent RNA helicase of the DEAD-box family involved in ribosomal biogenesis
Exons: 1
Coding region: 1-1497 (498 amino acids)
Biological process (GO): rRNA processing
Cellular component (GO): nucleolus
Molecular function (GO): ATP binding; RNA binding; RNA helicase activity
Source: RefSeq, a predicted model, not a curated record
AUGGGAUCCGAAUUAAAGGCAUCACACGGAGAGAAGAUAAAGAAGGAGAAGAAGGAGAAAAAGGAGAAGAAGGUGAAGAAGGAUAAGAAGGUGAAGAAAGAAAAGAAGGAAAAGAGGGAAAAGAAAGACAAGAAAGAAAAAAAAGAGAAGAAAGAAAAGGAUCACAAUGAAACUCCUCAGCCAGCUACUGAAGUAGACCAGGCCACCAUAGACGCUUACCUCAAGGAAAACGAAAUUUCUAUUGAUGAUCCUCAUAAUGCUGAAGUAUCGCCAAUCUUGAAUUUUUCCAUGUUGCAAGGCAUAGAAGAGAAGAUCAAGAACAAGAUUUCACAGUUCGACAAGCCAACUACCAUCCAAGCCGUUUCUUGGCCAUAUUUGUUGAAAGGAAACGAUGUGAUUGGUGUUGCUGAAACUGGGUCUGGUAAGACGUUUGCUUUCGGUGUUCCAGCUAUUAGCCAUGUUCUACAAAAGAAUUCCAAGGGACUUCAAGUCUUGGUAAUCUCUCCCACUAGAGAAUUGGCAGUACAAAUCUACGACAACUUGAAACAAUUAACAGAUUUGUGUGGACUUGAAUGCUGUUGUAUUUAUGGUGGCGUCUCCAAAGAUGAUCAAAGGAGACAAGUCAAGCAAUCACAGUGUGUAAUUGCUACCCCAGGGAGAUUGCUUGAUUUGAUGGAGGAGGGAUCUAUUGAUCUGACGGGAAUCAACUAUUUGGUUUUGGACGAAGCCGACCGUAUGCUAGAGAAAGGAUUUGAAGAAGCGAUCAAAUCAAUCAUGGCUAAUGUUAAUACAGACAGACAGACGCUGAUGUUCACGGCCACUUGGCCAAAGGAGGUGCGUGAGUUAGCAAGUCAUUUCAUGAAAUCUCCAGUUAAGGUCACCGUCGGGGACAGAGACGAGUUAUCAGCCAAUAAGAAAAUUACACAAAUUGUUGAAGUCAUCGACCCUUACGACAAAGAAAAGAAACUACUUCAAUUGUUGUCUAAGUACAGUAAAAAUGACGACAAGAUUCUAAUAUUCGCCUUAUACAAGAAGGAGGCCACACGAGUGGAGAGAACUUUAAACUAUAAAGGAUACAAGGUAUCUGCGAUUCAUGGAGACCUUUCACAACAGCAAAGGACCCAGUCUUUGAAUGAUUUCAAGACUGGCAAGUCCAGCCUCUUGUUGGCUACUGACGUUGCUGCCAGAGGACUUGACAUACCCAACGUCAAGGUUGUCAUCAACUUGACAUUCCCACUAACGGUUGAAGAUUAUGUCCAUAGAAUAGGUAGAACCGGUAGAGCUGGUAAGACCGGAAUUGCUCACACCCUUUUCACUGAACACGAAAAACAUUUAAGUGGAGCUUUACAAAAUAUUCUUAGGGGUGCCAACCAACCAGUUCCUGAAGAGCUGCUGAAGUUUGGGGGCCACACCAAGAGGAAGGAACACAGUGUUUAUGGUGCUUUCUUUAAGGACGUUGAUAUGAACCAAAAGGCUAAGAAGAUCAAGUUUGACUAG